Acanthochromis polyacanthus (spiny chromis) is the source of this 3466-nucleotide messenger RNA. RefSeq names its product adenosine kinase a (gene adka). Gene Ontology annotation, molecular function: adenosine kinase activity. The record is from RefSeq and is a predicted model, not a curated record. The coding region runs from base 547 to 1584 and encodes 345 amino acids. Gene Ontology annotation, cellular component: cytosol; nucleus. Lineage: Eukaryota; Metazoa; Chordata; Actinopteri; Pomacentridae. Gene Ontology annotation, biological process: purine ribonucleoside salvage. The transcript is spliced from 11 exons.
UCUAAAGUUCAACGUGACCACAUGCUGUCCGCUGUGCAUGCGUAAAAGCUGCGGCUGGUCUCCAUUCAGUAGAGAAAGCUGUGACAUCCAGUUCCAGCUCCCAAAACAAUGAAUUGCAAAGCAGUCACGUGGCCGACACUAUGUAUUGUUUUGUUGCCUUUUUUCCAUGAAGAAAUCAGGCAUCAUCUUCAUUUCUGCACCCAGCUUCUUGCCGUUGUCAUAUCGUGGUGUCUCUGCAGCUCCCUGGCAUCAGCACGCUUCUCACGCUGUAAUUUAGCUUCAAACGAGUGAGUGAACUGCGACUGGAGUGGAGCACAACCAGCCAAUCGCCCCACAGAGUGGGACUGCCGUGGCCCUUCCUCCUUCAGAGGCCUCCAAUCAGUCAGUCUGGAGUAGGAGGAGCGGCGGUUGCAGGGGAAAAUCGAUGUGCCCGCACGCUGAGCUGAAAUUAAGUUUUUUGAAUGCUUAGCUUUUCCUGAGCUGGUUUUAGGUUGCUCAACAGGUCUGUCAGUAUCUGUCUGCCACACACACACACAGAGGGACACCAUGUCUGCUGCAAGCCCGAAUUCACUCUUUGGGAUGGGAAACCCUCUCCUGGACAUCACUGCUGUAGUGGACAAAGACAUCCUGGACAAGUACGCUCUGAAACCCAACGAUGUGAUCCUGGCUGAGGACAAACACAAAGCCCUAUUUGAGGAACUUGUGAAGAAGUUCAAAGUUGAGUACCACGCUGGAGGAGCCACACAGAACUCUAUCAGGGUCGCUCAGUGGAUGAUCCAAGAACCCCAUAAUGUGGGCACGUUCUUCGGCUGCAUUGGCAAAGACAAGUUUGGAGAGAUCCUGAAGCAGAAGGCUGAGGAGGCCCACAUCGACGCCCACUACUAUGAGCAAGAUGAAGAGCCCACAGGGACAUGUGCUGCUUGCAUCACCGGAACUAACAGGUCUCUGGUUGCUAACCUAGCCGCUGCUAACUGCUAUAAGAAGGAUAAACAUCUAGACCUGGAAGAAAACUGGAAGCUUGUAGAAAAGGCUAAAGUCUACUAUAUUGCUGGUUUCUUCCUGACUGUCUCUUUGGAGUCCAUGCUGAAAGUGGCAAAGCACGCCUCUGAAAAUAACAAGCUGUUUUGCCUGAACCUCUCUGCGCCCUUCAUCUCCCAGUUCUUCAAGGACAACCUCAUGCAGGUUAUGCCCUACGUCGAUGUGCUGUUCGGCAAUGAGACAGAAGCAGCUGCUUUUGCGAAAGAGCAGGACUUUAAGACCAAAGACAUAAAGGAAAUUGCCAAGAAAGCCCAGGCUUUACCCAAAGUCAACACAGAGAGGAAGAGGAUUGUGGUUUUGACCCAGGGGAAGGAGGAAACUGUUAUGGCCCACAGUGACAAGAUCGACACUUUCCCGGUACUGGAGAUCGACCCCAAGGACAUCGUUGACACAAACGGUGCAGGCGAUGCCUUUGUAGGAGGUUUCCUGUCUGAACUUGUCCAAGAGAAACCUCUGGAUCAGUGUGUAAAGGCGGCACACUACAGUGCCAACGUCAUCAUCAGGCGAGGAGGCUGCACCUUCCCAGAAAAACCCGACUUCAAUUGAGGAUUCCUGAAGGACUUUUUCUUCUGCCUGAAACCUCACACUCACUCUGCCUUCUUAACUCUGACCCAAAAACAGCUGUUUUAAAAAAAAAAAAAAUUCAAAAUCAGCCACCCGUCCAGGUUAUUUCUUUUUUUGAUAAUUUCUUAAUAAUUGAGUGUUUGGUGCUUCCUGAUCUGUGUCCGUGUCCAUGUUCUCCACUUGGGGCCACUAGAGGAUUGUGCAGCCAAGUAUUAAGGGGAAUUCUGUGUUUUCUGUAAAUUACCGUCAAGGAAACACGGUAACAGGGAAAUAUAAUAAUUGUGCUUCACACAAGGGAACCAAAUGAACAAUAAACAAUAGUUUUGGGAUGUUUUCUAAAUGUAUUUUGGCUUCGACACUUCCAGCAUCAGGGCUGCACGGUAGAGUAGUGGUUAGCACUUUUGCCUUGCAGCAAGAAGAUACCUGGUUCAAAUCCCAGCCUGGGAUCUUUCUGCAUGGAGUUUGCAUGUUCUCCCUGUGCAUUCCUCCCACAGUCCAAAAAUAUGCUGAGGUUAAUUGAUUACUCUAAAUUGCCUGUAGGUGUGAAUAAGGGUGUGAUUGAUUGUCUGUAUAUGUAGCCCUGUGACAGACUGGUGACCUGUCCAGGGUGUCCCCUGCCUUCGCCCGAAUCAGCUGGGAUAGGCUCCAGCACCCUAGUGAGGAUGAAGCGGUGUAUAGAGAAUGGAUGGACUUCCAGCAUCAGACUUUGCUGCUAGCACUCGUCUUGACAUCUCACGAGUUUGCCUCUUCUCCUUGGAGACAGAAUCUAAGCACAAAAGCCUUUUCCAACAGGACACAUUACAGUCAGAGGACUAAAGAAUAAAACACUGCUGUCAAGGGAGGCUUUGGGUAUGGCACUGAAAUGUGCAGUAGUGGUUUGUUUUGUGACUUGAGUAUUGUUUAGAUUUAAUUGAACAGGCCAGUUGUAAAACCGAAUGGUUUUUAGGUGCACACUUUUAAAAUGUGUCAAAUCCUCUGCCCACUGAGUCCUGUGAGAACUGUUAAAUGCUCACUUUGCUUGAUGCUCAUGAGUUACUCUGUUUUGUUCAGGCUGUUUGUGAGGAGCCGCGACAAGCAGUGAGUACCUUUUUCUCAUCCUCUUAAUACAUUAUGUGUUUUUCAGACUUGAUGCACAGAGGUGUACAUAUGUUAAGUCAACCUGCGUUUUUCCGUGCAUGAAAACUUGAAAGCUUGAUCAGUGAUGGGUAGCUGGUGGCUCACGGUGGUGUAAACGGACACACUACGUUUCUAAAAUGCACGUAAAGCAUGUUGGAAAGACUAUCUGUGGGAAUUCUCUGUCUGAGGAAUACGGUGGAUAUUACAACAUACCCUUCUCUAUUGUUUAUUUUUUACUGGAAUUAGUGGGUGUAAUAAUCUAAACCUAACUAUGGGACUGUUAGCUUUGUUGGAUCAGAUAUGAAUGAAACGGAAAUAUGCAUUUUAAUCUACUCCGAUAAUAUUUUACAACUUGACAACUGCUAUAAAUGGAAGAUGCGCCAGAAAUUACAAACAUAAGCUAACUGUGAUAUGGGGCCAAACAUUUUAAAGCAUAUUUGCAUGAGUUUGUGUUAUGUUGUGUGACAUGGAAUACUUGAACAUAAUCCUGAAUACAGACAGGCAUUCAUUAAAAUGCAAGAAGUACGUGCAAUUUUCUUAAUAUUGCAGCUGGUGUUUUACAACUUGUGCGUCUGCUAGUACUAGUACACCGUGUCCCUCCAUUUAAAUGGCUGUUUGACAGAUUCAGAUGCACCAAAAAGCCUUAUGAGACCUAUUCCUGGUCUCAGUAACCCGCCAGGCACCCAACUUUGUGGUCGACUUUGAUGACUGAAACUGACAAAUAAAACACGUCAUGUUGUUAAUCUUU